Molecule: messenger RNA, 1233 nt
Organism: Arctia plantaginis
Lineage: Eukaryota; Metazoa; Arthropoda; Insecta; Lepidoptera; Erebidae
Source: the annotation of a GenBank genome assembly
AUGGCCAUUAAUGAAACUAUAGAAAAUAUCGCAAUAAAAUUUAAUACCGAAGACCUCAGUCUAUCGCAAAGUGAUAAAAUAUAUUCCAUUGAAGGAGAAUGUGUAUUUGAUGGUCCCUAUAAUCUAAGCAUUACUAAGAAUAUGGAAGAGCCUGCAGAUAUGGUUGAUUUUGAAGACCUUAUAGAUACACUGAAUUCUGUUGAUAAAAGAGAAGGUAUAGAGGAUAUAAAUAAAUUUGAAAAUAUUUUGCGGACAUCUGAAGAUUGUAUUCAUGAUGGAGAUCGCGUUGAGGUCAAGGAAAAUCUCGGUUUGGACGAAAUUAACAAUUACUUUGAAAAUGUUAUUAAUGAAAGUAACAGUAUAAAUAAAGAAAGUGGAGAAUCUACGUUUUUUAAAAGAGAAGAUAAUUUAAGUAACAAUGAUAACGGUAACAAAAUAGAAACACAAAGCAAUGAUGCAGAUAUUUUUAUAGAUUUAACAGUAGAUGAUGUUGACGUUAGCUCUAAAGCUAAUAAGAAAGAUAUAAUUCCUAUUACCUUCGAAGAAUAUACAGAAAGUACAAGUAGCGACGGCUACCAUUCAUCAGAUUUUGAAUUUAUUACUGAAAGUGACGCUGAAUUAGACGAGUACAUUAUUAAUUUUAGCAGAAACAAAUUUUGUAAUAAUGAUAUUUAUCAUAAUAGUAAAUGCAGAGGUGUUCUUUCUGUGGAUGUGUUUGACAGGCGUAGCACUUCACAAAUUAAAGGACUAAAUAGCAAAAUUGCCAAUCCUGCUGAAAGUUCUCGAAAGUAUAAUACACAAUUAGAUAUGGACUCAAAAAAUUCUUUAAAUUUAUCUAAUGGCCCGCAUUCCUCAAGUAAAGACUCUCGAAACGUAUCAGACCUUGGUGAAGGUCCCAGUGGGUUAAACAGACCACUAUAUGACUAUUCUAACAGAGAUUAUAGACAAAACCAUCUAAUACCUGAGGGGGAAGGUUAUUUGGCCUUAUUCAGAGGUGCCUACAACCCUAUACUUCCUAUGUCAGAUAUAAUACUUUUAGAAAACAAGUCUAUAAGACCAUCCCCGAUGAAUAUUCAGUAUGAAGGUAUUGGAUUUGAUAAGCAACUUAUCUGGAGAAAGUGUCAACAGGAUAGUUCUGAUGAUGAGUAUGAAGAUGAGGCCAAAGAGAGCAUGGAGAAAAUUCUAUUUACAUAUCCUGAUUAUAAUAAAAAGCCGAAGAGGAAGAGACUUUGA